Molecule: messenger RNA, 183 nt
Organism: Pelobates cultripes (western spadefoot toad)
Lineage: Eukaryota; Metazoa; Chordata; Amphibia; Anura; Pelobatidae
Source: the annotation of a GenBank genome assembly
GGAGUUUUUGUGGUAGCAUUACCAUACGCGCUUCUUCAUACUGGAUACAGUGGUAUAUUUUUCAUUAUCAUUUCAGUGUUUUUCUGCAACUAUACUGACAAAAUGCUAAUCUCUUGCAUCUAUGAAGAAGAUGAAGAUGGACAACGCAUAGGAGUGAGGGAUACUUGUGAAAAUAUUGUCAAG